Penicillium longicatenatum is the source of this 1467-nucleotide messenger RNA. Its product is annotated as GDP-Man:Man(1)GlcNAc(2)-PP-dolichol alpha-1,3-mannosyltransferase. The record is from RefSeq and is a predicted model, not a curated record. Bases 1 to 1467 code for a protein of 488 amino acids. Gene Ontology annotation, molecular function: alpha-1,3-mannosyltransferase activity; GDP-Man:Man(1)GlcNAc(2)-PP-Dol alpha-1,3-mannosyltransferase activity. NCBI's taxonomy places the organism in Eukaryota, Fungi, Ascomycota, Eurotiomycetes, Eurotiales, Aspergillaceae. The transcript is spliced from 2 exons.
AUGACGGGUCUUGCGCCCGCUAAUGUGGUCAUCGUGCACCCCGAUUUGGGAAUCGGUGGUGCUGAGCGACUUAUUAUCGAUGUGGCACUAGCUCUCCAGAACCGCGGCCACCGCGUGACAAUCUACACAUCCCACCGCGACAAGAACCACUGCUUCGACGAAGCUCGCGAUGGCACCCUCGAUGUUCGCGUCCGCGGCAACACAAUAUUCCCUGCGCAUGUUUUCGGUCGACUUCACAUUUUUAUGGCCGCCUUGCGACAACUACAUCUGACCGUGUCGCUUCUGUCGGAACUAGGGUCGAGGGAUACAUUUCGCGGUACGACCUCGGAGAACAUAACCGCGGAUAAAAACGAAGAUCAAGACGACAUCUUUAUUGUUGACCAAUUGCCCGCGUGCGUCCCUUUUCUCAAAACCUUUGGCAGCCCGCAAAAGUCCCACCGCCAACGAAUCCUAUUCUACUGCCAUUUCCCAGAUCAAUUGCUUGCGCGUCGCGAUGAAGGCGGCUCCCUUCUUCGGCUAGCCAAGCAGCUAUACAGAUUGCCGUUUGAUUGGUUUGAAGGUUGGGCUUUGAGCGCGUCGGAUAGGGUUGUUGCGAACUCGAAAUUCUCGCGCGGGGUUGUGCGCCAGGUCUUUGGGGCUGACAAGUUGGGGGAUGUUGAAGUCGUUUAUCCAUGUGUCGAUACGGAUGAGAAGGCCAUUGCGCCGGAAGCAAAAUCGGCGGGGCCCCUUUGGGGUGGAAAGAAGAUCUUGCUGAGCAUCAAUCGAUUCGAGCGGAAAAAGGAUAUGGCUCUGGCGAUUCGGGCAUACAAUAGACUGGAUGCGAAGAAGAGGAUAGGAACUCGAUUGGUGAUUGCUGGCGGUUAUGACAAUCGUGUCCAAGAAAAUGUCCAAUACCACCAAGAGCUCGAUACUUUGGCAACCAGCCUCGGACUACAGACAGCAACUGCAAAGACUGUUGUCUCUGCGCUUUCUAUCCCCGAUGACAUUGAUGUCCUUUUCUUGCUUUCCGUCCCUACAAGCUUCAAAGAUACGCUACUAGUACAGUCAAAGCUGCUCCUCUAUACCCCGAUCAAUGAGCACUUUGGCAUUGUUCCCGUUGAGGCGAUGCGCGUCGGACUUCCUGUUCUGGCUUCCAAUACCGGUGGUCCACUGGAAACAAUUGUCGAGGGCGAAACGGGCUGGCUCCGGGACGCACAUGCCGUUGAUGAGUGGACUGCUGUCAUGGAUAAAGUUCUGAAUGAACUGAGCCAACAACAAAUUGAUAAGAUGGCUGCCGCUGGUAAGCUAAGAGCCGAUAGUGAAUUCUCACUCACGGCUAUGGGCGAUCGACUAGAACAGGAGAUCUCCACUAUGCUCUCAGCGGAGCGUCGUCCGUUUGAUGGGUGGACGCAGGUGUGUGUUGGGCUUGCUCUCAUCGUGGCAUUACUUGGAAAUGUCGGCUUGUUUGUGUACCACAUGACUGCUUGA